CACGCCGUCGGGUCUCUUAGCAACCCGAUCGAACCCAGCGAACAAUUUCCGCACUCCACCUCCCUCAUGGCGGCGUCUGCCUUGGUUCUCGACCCCGUGAAGUUCCCCGCCUCUGAGCCACCGCGGAGCUUCCCUGCCUCCCGCACCGACGUCCUCUUCGCUGCUGCAUCCGACGAAGACGAUGACCUCUAUGGGCGCCUCAAGACCCUCCAGCGCCAGAUCGAGUUCAUCGACAUACAGGAAGAGUACGUCAAGGACGAGCUCAAGAACCUCAAGCGCGAACAUCUUCGCGCCCAGGAGGAGGUCAAGCGGAUCCAGUCGGUUCCCCUUGUCAUCGGCCAGUUCAUGGAGAUGGUCGAUCAGAACAAUGGUAUCGUCGGAUCCACCACCGGGUCGAAUUACUAUGUACGGAUACUUAGCACCAUCAACAGGGAGCUUCUCAAGCCGUCGGCUUCCGUAGCGCUUCACCGUCAUUCUAAUGCCCUUGUCGAUGUGCUGCCCCCUGAAGCCGAUUCGAGCAUCUCCCUCCUUAGUCAGUCGGAGAAACCAGACGUAACGUAUAACGACAUUGGGGGUUGUGACAUUCAAAAGCAGGAAAUUCGAGAAGCUGUUGAGUUGCCAUUGACACAUCAUGAGUUGUACAAACAAAUUGGUAUAGAUCCACCAAGAGGUGUACUUCUGUAUGGUCCACCUGGGACAGGAAAAACGAUGCUUGCCAAAGCUGUGGCAAACCAUACAACUGCUGCUUUUAUUCGAGUUGUCGGGUCUGAGUUUGUUCAGAAGUAUUUGGGUGAGGGACCAAGGAUGGUGCGGGAUGUUUUUCGUCUUGCUAAAGAAAAUGCACCCGCAAUUAUAUUUAUUGAUGAGGUUGAUGCUAUUGCUACAGCACGCUUUGAUGCACAAACAGGAGCUGACAGGGAAGUUCAGCGUAUCCUCAUGGAAUUAUUAAAUCAGAUGGAUGGUUUUGACCAAACAGUGAAUGUUAAAGUAAUAAUGGCGACUAACCAAGCUGACACUUUAGACCCUGCUCUUCUUCGUCCAGGUAGGCUCGAUCGUAAGAUUGAAUUUCCUUUGCCUGACAGGAGACAGAAGAGACUAGUAUUCCAAGUCUGCACGGCAAAAAUGAAUCUGGGUGAUGAAGUUGAUUUAGAAGAUUAUGUUUCCCGGCCAGAUAAAAUCAGUGCAGCUGAGAUUGCUGCCAUUUGUCAAGAAGCAGGGAUGCACGCAGUUAGAAAGAAUCGAUAUGUAAUUCUUCCCAAGGAUUUUGAGAAAGGCUACAGGGCGAAUGUUAAGAAGCCAGACACCGACUUUGACUUCUACAAAUAGAGAGGGACGUGGGGUUGCGAAUUUUUCAUGCUGCUUUUGGGUUGGCCAUUGAGCAUCGUCGGUUGCUCUAAUGUUGAUGAAACCUUGAAGAUGAACUUGGCAUUUGGAAUUGCUCUCUUGUUUGCAAACUAUGCAUUGGAAGUUUAUCUAUUUAUCAUCACACAUUUAGUUGUGCCAAUCUGUAAAAUUUAUCAUUACAUGUACCUCAAUUUGUUUAGACAUUUUAGUAAUCUGAACUUUAUUUUCUGCUA
Zingiber officinale is the source of this 1577-nucleotide messenger RNA. RefSeq names its product 26S proteasome regulatory subunit 6B homolog. Gene Ontology annotation, biological process: proteasome-mediated ubiquitin-dependent protein catabolic process. The coding region runs from base 67 to 1326 and encodes 419 amino acids. Gene Ontology annotation, cellular component: proteasome regulatory particle, base subcomplex. Lineage: Eukaryota; Viridiplantae; Streptophyta; Magnoliopsida; Zingiberales; Zingiberaceae. Gene Ontology annotation, molecular function: ATP binding; proteasome-activating activity; ATP hydrolysis activity. The transcript is spliced from 6 exons. The record is from RefSeq and is a predicted model, not a curated record.